AUGGGGACUGGAAUGAGCAAGAUUGUCACCGGCCUCUACCUGGGGAAUAUUCGUGACUCUGAGGACCACGAGAACCUGCUGAGCAAGGGGGUGACCCACAUCCUGUCCGUCCACAGCGGCGCCAAGCCCGUGCUGGAGGACAUGACCUAUCUGUGUAUCUCAGCCUCGGAUUCAUCCAGUCAAAACCUGCUGCAGCAUUUCAAGGAGUGCAUCCAGUUCAUCCACGAGUGCCGGCUCGGAGGGGGAGGCUGCCUGGUGCACUGCCUGGCCGGGGUGUCCCGCAGCAGCACCCUGCUGGUGGCAUACCUGAUGACAGUGACAGAGCUGGGCUGGCAGAGCUGCCUGGCUGCCACCAGGGCCGUUCGCUCCUACGCCAGCCCCAACCCCGGCUUCCAGCAGCAGCUGCAGGAGUAUGAGAGCACCCUGCUCCACGAGUACCGCGCCUGGAUCCGCCGGGAAUACGGCAGGAACCCCUUCCAGGACCAGGAGGAGCUGCAGCGCCUGCUGGGGCAGCAGCAGCAGCAGCAGCCCGGGGGCAGGGAUUGCUCCUGGCUCCCCUCCUCGGCUCCCACCUCGUCCCCUCCCUGCCGUGCCGGUGGCACCGCUGGUGGCAGCGGGUGGAUGAGCAGAUAA
Molecule: messenger RNA, 633 nt
Organism: Camarhynchus parvulus
Lineage: Eukaryota; Metazoa; Chordata; Aves; Passeriformes; Thraupidae
Product: dual specificity protein phosphatase 22-A-like
Exons: 7
Coding region: 1-633 (210 amino acids)
Biological process (GO): protein dephosphorylation; positive regulation of JNK cascade; regulation of cell population proliferation
Cellular component (GO): cytosol
Molecular function (GO): protein tyrosine/serine/threonine phosphatase activity
Source: RefSeq, a predicted model, not a curated record